Messenger RNA from Amyelois transitella, 2763 nucleotides. RefSeq names its product zinc finger protein 879. Lineage: Eukaryota; Metazoa; Arthropoda; Insecta; Lepidoptera; Pyralidae. The transcript is spliced from 10 exons. Bases 96 to 2159 code for a protein of 687 amino acids. Gene Ontology annotation, biological process: regulation of transcription by RNA polymerase II. The record is from RefSeq and is a predicted model, not a curated record. Gene Ontology annotation, molecular function: RNA polymerase II transcription regulatory region sequence-specific DNA binding; zinc ion binding; DNA-binding transcription factor activity, RNA polymerase II-specific. Gene Ontology annotation, cellular component: nucleus.
CUGAUCCUGUUGUUGUGUUGUGUUUAUUGAUUUUUAUUUUAACAUUAUUUUGGUGCUGAAUUUAUGAGUGAAAAUAAAUAUAAAUUUACGUUAACAUGUGGCCAAAUAAAGAUGCACCUCUCGUGUGCAGAGGUUGUUUCGCUACGGACGUUAAAUUACUGAACAUCCACGAAAAUAAUUUGGCCGAGAAAUAUGUACAAUUAUUAGGAAUUUCGUUACAAGACCACUUUUCUCAGUAUUUGUGCGUAAUCUGCAAAGCUCUGCUCCUGAAGUUUUCGCAGUUCCGGGAAAGCUGUCACAAAGUUCACGAUGCGUUUGUCACCGCAGCCACCCAGGGGAAAUAUCUCACAAAAGAUUGGCUGCAAGAAUUGAGUCGGUAUCAUUACAAGCCAAAAUACACUCGAACCAAAUGUCUCUCCUACAUCGACUGGUCUGAGCAACCCGACGUCAAACUUGAGGAUAACGAGCUUUUGGAAGAUUUACAAGAGGCCGCUAUAGAGCCUCAAGACUUCAUCUUUAUUAAGAACGAUAUUGACGAAGUUUAUGACGACAAAGAGCCAAACACUGACGCUGAAGAAAAUCUAGUCAUAAUCGACCCGAUUCUUAAGCCUAAACGAGAGAAAAUUAAGAAGAAAAAAAUAAAAAAACAAAUAGUUAAAAAAGAGUUUGGUCGCAAAACCAAAUCCGCCGACGAUUUGGUCAAAAUUGCUGAUAUGCAUGACUUCGAUGUUAUAUUUCUAAGUAAAGAUGAACAAUUAGCCGAGGUAGCUGAACGCAUGAAUAAGAAGAUAAGAUGCACCCGAGCCGGGUACAGGAAGUGCGAACAUUGCGGUAAAAAUGUGAAGGGCGAGGAAGAAAUCAACGGGCAUUACAAGUCGUUUCACGACCCGUCCGUGGGCGCGCUGCAGUGCGACAUCUGUUUCUGCCGCUUCAAAGAUCGGAGGAGAUUGAAUUCUCAUUUGCGCAUACACAGAGAAAAAUAUUGCUGUCGGAACUGCGAUUUUGUGGCCAAAGGCGAAGCGUGCGUGCGGAGACACCACGCCUGGCAUCGAGGCACCAAAUUUAGCUGUCAGUACUGCGAGCAAACUUUCCCGAAACUGACCAGCUGCCUGUCCCACACCAGAUUGAAGCACGCGGCGGAGUUGCCCUGGUGCGAGAUUUGUGGGGAAUCGUUUAUUGGUGAGAAAGGCGUGCAGACGCAUAAGAAAUUGGCUCACAAGAACGUCGAGGCCCCCAAGUGCGUGUGCGCGGACUGCGGGACACGCUUCCUGAGCGAGCAGGCGCUGGCCCGCCACCGCCGGCCGAGGAGGUGCGGCCUGUGCAGCUGCGUGCGGUGCGGGGACGCCUUCGCCAGUCUGCAGUUGCUCAAGUACCAUUUGGUGCAAGUCCACGGCAGCGGCGAGCAGCCCCUCACGGCGGACUGCGCGGAGUGCGGCGUUCGAUUCCACAGCACCGCCGCGUUGCAGCGCCACGCGGCGGCGUGCGGCGCGGGCGCGGCGUGCGUGCAGUGCGGCGAGCACUUCGCGGCGGAGCCCGAGCUCGCCGCGCACGAGGCGGAGCGCCACCCCGCCUCCGACGCGUUCCGUUGCGACGAGUGCGACAAGGUGUUCACGAGCGUGUACUACUUCCGCGACCACUACUCGCGCGGACACCACGACAAGAAGUGUUCGCUGCCGUCCGCCCGGGCGCGGCGCGCGCGCGCGGCGGAGGGCGCGCGGCGCUGGACCGUGUCGGAGCGCCGCGUGACCGAGCGCGGCGGCCGCGGCGCCGGCGAGCGCCACGCCAUCUGCGAGGUGUGCGGGAAAUCGUUCGCGACUGUGGCGCUGCUGAAGUACCACCAGCGCCUGCACUCCGGCGAGGGGCUGCUCUCGUGCUCGUUCUGCCCGAAGAAGUUCAACGUGCCCGUGUUGUUAGAGAAUCAUAUGCGCGUGCACACUGGCGAGCGUCCGUACAAGUGCACGUUUUGUCCGAAAGCGUUCAAAACUGCUGUCAACUUCAAAAGGCAUCACUUGGUACACUCAGGCCUACGUAAACACAUCUGCGAGAUCUGUCAAAAAGCUUUCCAAACCUCGUCUUGCGUAAAAGCUCACAUUAAGACCGUUCAUAUGAAGAUCCCUAUGCCGCCAAGGAUAAGGAAACCGAGGGUAAAAAACGAGUGAAAACAUUCACUUACAUAAGUGUAUCCUGCCUGGUCGAAGGACCAUUUCAAGCGGGCUCGAAGGACCAUUUCAAGCGGGCUCGAAGGACCAUUUCAACCGGGCUCGAAGGACCAUUUCAAGCGGGCUCGAAUGACCAUUUCAAGCGGGCUAGAAGGACCAUUUUAAUCUUGCUCGAAGGAACGACUAUUUGAAUCCGGCGCGAAGGACCAUUUCUAUCUGGCUCGAAGGACCAUAAAUGGUCCAGCCCAAAUGACUAUUUAAUCCCGUUUGAAUAAUCAUUUGAACAAAUUUUUAUAGCUCCUAAAUGAGAACUUUUGGUUUAUAAUUUACUUACCCUUACAUGAUCGAAUAGGUUAAAUCCUUUAGCAAUAGCAGUGCGUUGUAAACGGAGGAAAAUUUAUUUUCCUGAUUCCUCCAGUUCGCCGUUAUUUGGGUGUUUUGUGUGUCCACGGAUGUGAUGUGUCACAGUCGUACAAAUUUGAAGUGUCAGUGGAUCUAAAUUCUAUAUAAGAAUUAAAAUAUUAAAGAUUUGUAAAUAUUUUACACACAAUAGUGCAAUUUAAUUAACUGCCACAGUGGACGUUGCAAUAAAAAUUAAUUAAAU